Molecule: messenger RNA, 2265 nt
Organism: Cuscuta epithymum
Lineage: Eukaryota; Viridiplantae; Streptophyta; Magnoliopsida; Solanales; Convolvulaceae
Source: the annotation of a GenBank genome assembly
UUUUUCUUCAGAUCUCUGGUUUUUGUUUCUGAGAGGAAGGAAUUGAAGAAGCAAGAACUGAUGACGUCACGGUCAAAGGCUGGAGAUCAUGGCGCGGAAGAAGACUUGCCGGAUUGCCAACCUGGCAAGUUCGAAUAUACGGACGGAGUGUAUGUUGCAGCAGCUCGGAGCUUUCGGAGUAGGCCACAACCAACCCUAAAGAUAUACAACAGCGCAACAGCUCGAGCGAGGCGGAGGCGAAAGACUCGGAAGACUGUGACGGGCUUGGACAGACGUGACCGCCGGCAGCAACACGUGCACAACAAUAGCUUCGUCGCUCCUCAUGCAAGUCGGUCAUUGGCAGUGAGUCGGCAACGACGUCAAGCUGAAGGCAACGCCAAUGCACAUCUCCUUUAAUUUACCAUGAAUAGCAGUGCUUUGCUCAAUUUGGCAUUUUCCCAUCCACGUCUACCAUGAGCCGAGUCAACGCCGCUUCGACUGCCGCCGGCCGUGAGCACAAGGGGCAUGACAAGCCCGGGAAGCCGCUUGUCCCCAAGGUCGAACCUCGGGUAACUAGGGCACGAGCUGAUGAUGCUUCGGGGGCCGGCGCCUCCAAGAAGCCGCGUGUUGAGGGCACCUCCUCCAAGGCCAUCAUCGUGGCUGAUGACUCCGAUGGGGAGCCCGGAAGUCCCCUCAAGCGGAAGCGCACUCCCCGGACCAAUCUCCGUGCCUCUCCUCCGAGGAAUUCCGACGUCCGCCGUCUCCGGGAUGAUGGUACCCCAACCGCCAAAGGUUCUGACGACGCCCGUCCAAACUUUCCCCCAGGAGCCAGUGAGUCUUCUCUUGGCUUGAUCGAGUUUUCUGGGGUUGGCCCCCGCAAGGAGUCUAUGAUGCUCUUUGGCCAGACAGCAUCCUCCAUCUGGUGUGGGCUGAAUCUCAAGGUCCCGCAGGAUUUCGCUGCUCAGGAGGCCCCUGAAGAUCUCUUGGAGUGCGGCCAGAGCACACUGGAUAAGGCCGGGCUCUACUUUCACAGGGCUCGGAUGGCCUUCGAGCAUCAGGGCAGGGAGAUGGCCAGGGUGCGGGCCGAAUGUGAUGCCCUUCUGAGGAAUGCAAAAGGCAGGGCUGGAACUCUUCAAGAGAAAGCCGACGCCUAUGACAAGCUCGUUCAGGAGAAUGCCUCUCAGAAGGAGCUCCUUAAGAAACAGGAGGCCGAGCUUGUGGAUCUUCGCAGUCGGAUGUGGGCCGUAGAUCAGGCCAAGGUGGAACUCCGCCGGACAGGCGUGGACAAUCAUGUUCCUAUCUACGAAGCCGAUGUUGCCAAGAUUAAGGAAUCUGGUUCCAUUGCCUUCCAGAAAUCCAAAGCUUACACUGGUGCCAUCCACACCAUGGCCAUGAAGUUUCUCUCGAGGCUCGUCGGAGAAUUUCUAGCCACCUGCCCGGACGCCUAUCUGGAUGGGGUCAAAUUGCUCCAGGCCACCCCCACCGGACGGCGUUUCCUUGAUGAUCUUGCCGAUGAUACCUAUCGCAAGGGCAUGGUUGGGCUCGUAGCGGAGAAUCUCCCCACGUUCGAGCGUCACUUCGGGGCUCCUUUCGAUCCGGAGGCGGUUGGCUUUGAUGUUCUGAUGGCGGAUGCUCAUGCGGGGGCCCUCGAGCUGCUGAAGGAGCAGGCGGAAGCCGAAGCUAGUGAAAAAUCCAAGCAGACUCUUUCCCAAGUUCCAGCCCCGGACGUCAAUCGGCAGUGAUUCUCCGCUCAUUACCUUGUACUUGUACAAUUUUUUCCAUUAUUUGCAUUGUACCUUCGCACAUUGUAGUUUUCCGGCCAAUAGUGCCGAAGAAUAAAAAUCAUUCUUUGCUCCAUGCUCUUCUGGCAUCUUUUUUUUUUUUUUUUGGAGUCUUUUAGUCUUCGUUCUUCCUUGGUCCUUGGUCCUACCGGCGUCCCUACUUCGAGGAGACGUUCGGUAUCCGCAGACAUCGCAAGGAGGAACAGGUUUAUCUACAUCGAGAUUCCCCCUUUUUUCGUUCGUCCGUGGUCCUUUUAGUCUUACCGGCGUCUCUUGCUUCGAAGAAGACGUUCGGUACCCAAGGAACUCGCAGGGACGAACAGGUUUACCCUCACGGGUUCCCGACUUUGUUAUCCCACGUCCAUCGAUCCAUGGUCAUUUGUGGGAUAGACAGGUUUAUCUUGGCAGGCUCCCUUGGUUCGUCUAGCCCCCUCCACGUCUCUACUAACCUCUGCAUCGAGAGGCGUUCGUCUUCGGCGGUGGGGGAAGAUCUGGCACGCCCGGG